UAAUAAAAUUAUUAAUUAAAACAGUACAAAACUCAGUGAAACCUAAAAGAAACCUGAACCAGAAAUUUACCGUCAAAACGUGAAAAAAGAAAAACCAAUGAAAAUUUGUGAGAAAUUUAGGCGGAAACUGAUAUGGAAAUCGUUUGUCAAUAUCUAAAUAAAAUUUUUCGAGUGGGUACCCAAACAGCAAGAACAACAAAAAUCGUUAAACCACCAGCUCAAUAUAAAAACCAAGAGCAACAAAAAAAUCCCCAUCAUCAUCAUCCAAAAUACAAGAUGCCCAUUAAUAAAGUGGUAAUUUUACGUCACGGUGAGAGUGAAUUUAAUAAAUUGAAUUUAUUUUGCGGUUGGCAUGAUGCACCACUAACGGAAAAAGGUCUUGAAGAUGCUGCCAAAAUUGCCGUAGCUGGUCUACGUCUUGAUAACAUGCAAUUUGAUUAUAUCUAUACGUCUUUGCUGCAACGGGCCCAUCAGACCGUCAAAGUGAUUGUGAGUGAAAUGAAUUAUGACAAUGUGCCAAUUGUUUACGAUUGGCGUUUGAAUGAGCGUCAUUAUGGUAAUUUAACUGGUUUCAAUAAACGUCAAAUGGCCAAUAAAUAUGGUGAAGAAAAGGUACAAAUCUGGCGACGAUCAUUCGACGUCUUACCCCCACCGAUAACACCCGACAAUCCCUACUACGAUAAAAUACGCAACAAUCCAAAAUUCAAACAAAUACCAAGGGAACAAUUUCCCGAUACAGAAUCACUAAAGACACUAAUGUUGCGCACAGUACCACUGUGGGAAAACGAAAUAAUGCCAAAAGUAUUAAAAGGCCAAAAGGUGCUGAUAGUGGCGCAUGGAACGGUAGUAAGAGCCCUAAUGAAAUAUAUUGAAGAUAUAACCGAUGAGGACAUCAUGAAAUUGAAUAUACCCAAUAGCGUGCCCUGUGUCUAUCAGUACGAUAUGGAGCUGGGCAUGCGUGUGGAUAAUUUACAAUAUUUAGCCGAUGAUGAGUAUGUGAAAAAGGAAAGCGCCAAAGUGGCUUCUAUAGGAAAUUAAAAUUUUGUAAUUGAAGCUGCAGCAACAACAAUACCAACGGACUGAUAUUUUACAAAAAUUGUUUUUUCAUUGUUUAGAUUUGUAUUGCAGUUUAUAAAAUUAUAAGGAAUUUUAGAAAUUCUUUUAUAAAUUUUGUUUUUUUUUAGCAGUGCAAUACAAUAUUUAAAUGCACACAAUAUAAUUAUUAUUAUUAUUAGAUUCAUUUUUCUUUUGUAAAUUUUAUUAUGUAAUAAAAUUAAUUUAUUGUAUACACUAUAA
Messenger RNA from Calliphora vicina (urban bluebottle blowfly), 1296 nucleotides. RefSeq names its product 2,3-bisphosphoglycerate-dependent phosphoglycerate mutase-like. Bases 133 to 1038 code for a protein of 301 amino acids. Gene Ontology annotation, molecular function: intramolecular phosphotransferase activity. The record is from RefSeq and is a predicted model, not a curated record. Gene Ontology annotation, biological process: glycolytic process. NCBI's taxonomy places the organism in Eukaryota, Metazoa, Arthropoda, Insecta, Diptera, Calliphoridae. The transcript has 5 exons.